AUGGAAACAACCGCUUCUGAAGCAUGCAAUUCUAUUUUAGCGAAAUUGACUCAAGACCUAAACGCUGGAAAUCUUGGAAAAUUUUUACAUUCUUGUGGAAAGUCCACAAUCUAUAUACUUGUCGACUGCAUAACAGAAUUGCAUUCUCUGGAAGAAAAUAUUAGUGAUAACGAUAAUAAAGUAAACUUGAUCCAUUUAAAGGCGGACUCACUCAUUGACUUAUCUUCUGAAAAGUUUCAUUCGUAUACUUUUCGCGAGGUUCCAUCCUGUUGGAGACAACUGCACACCGAUGCCAGUCUUGUAAAAAGUAUAUGUGAAGUUCAUUUGGCGACAACUAUACAAAAGGAAAAUGAUCAAAAUAAAAUUGAUGACAAUACGAUAAAAAAUGCUUGGAAACAAGUGAUAAAGACGUUGGAUAUGACGUUGCUAAUGUCAGGUGCAAUUGGCGAGGGAAGAAAGGAUUUGAUCUUGCAAUUGAUUUCAGUGGUCGAGAGAAAACUUGAGAAUAAUAGUAGUAAAAGUUUUUCCAGCAGUAAAUUAUCUUCAUCCUCCUCUUCUAACGAUGAUCAAAUGCCAUGUAUAAAAUAUCCGAUAUAUGAACACGAAACAGCACUAAGCUUGCUUUCUUUCACUGCUCAUGUGAAAUCAGCAAGACCAACUCCAUUCAUAAUCAAAUCUUCGAUUUCGCAUUGGCCCGCUCUUUCGACGCGACCGUGGUCGAAUAUUGAUUAUUUAUUGUGUGUCGCGGGCGAAGAGCGUAUAGUGCCAGUUGAGAUUGGUGCGAAAUACACGGAGGAAUCUUGGACACAGAGAUUAAUGGAGUUUGGCGAAUUCGUUAGGAAAUAUAUCAUAAAAGAUCAUGAUUCUUCACAAGAAAUCUCCGAUAAUAAUAUUUCGUAUCUUGCUCAACAUAAUUUAUUUGAUCAAAUUCCUCGUCUUAAAGAGGAUAUCAUAAUUCCUGAUUAUUGUUUUGUGGAUACUGAGCCUUUAGAGACGGAUAAUAGUAGUAAUAAUCUUUCUCAAUCGAACAGUAACGUACAAUAUAAGCCGCCGUCAGAUGUUAUUAUAAAUGCAUGGUUCGGACCGAAAGGCACUAUCUCGCCGAUGCAUACCGAUCCAUAUCAUAAUCUUUUGGCACAAGUUGUCGGAGAAAAAUACAUAAGAUUGUAUGCACCGGAAGAAACGACCAAAGUCUAUCCAUUUGAGAAUGAUGAUUUACUGAAAAAUACAAGCCAGGUUGACGUUGAGAAUCCAGAUGUUCAGCUAUUUCCUAGAUUUUCUUCUGCGCAGUAUGUCGAAUGCAUACUGCGUCCUGGCGAUCUCUUGUAUAUACCUGAUGGUGGCAUUACGUUCGAUCGCUGA
This is a messenger RNA of Ambispora leptoticha, 1362 nucleotides long. The record is from the annotation of a GenBank genome assembly. Lineage: Eukaryota; Fungi; Glomeromycota; Glomeromycetes; Archaeosporales; Ambisporaceae.